UCUCUAACAUAUCCCACAAAAACCAACCAUGGCCUCCUCAACUCUCCAUUUCAUCUUCUUCUCGACCCUUCUCUUGUCGUUAACGUUCACCACCUCCACACGUGACCCAUGUGCUAUCUCCGCUCCUGACGGCUCCGACGACCUCUCAAUCAUCCCCAUUAACGCCAAAUGCUCACCUUUUGCAGCCAAGCCAAACUCCGCCUCCUCCGUCAUGGACACCGUCCUCCACAUGGCCUCCACCGACUCUCACCGCCUCACCUACCUCUCGAGCCUUGUCGCCUCAAAACCCAAACCAACCUCCGUUCCCGUCGCCUCCGCGAACCAGCUCCUCCACACCGGUAACUACGUCGUCCGAGCCAGACUCGGCACUCCUCCUCAGCUCAUGUUCAUGGUACUUGACACCAGCAACGACGCCGUUUGGCUCCCUUGCUCCGGCUGCUCCGGCUGUUCAACCGCCGCAUACUUCAAUCCAAACUCCUCCUCCACUUACUCCACCGUCUCUUGCUCCACUGCACAAUGCACCCAAUCACGUGGCCUCACGUGCCCAUCCUCCUCACCCUCACCACCGUCCAUUUGCUCCUUCAACCAAUCCUACGGCGGAGAUUCGUCAUUCUCCGCCUCGCUCGUCCAAGACACUCUGACGUUAGCCUCUGACGUCAUCCCCGGUUUUUCCUUCGGCUGCAUCAACUCCGCCUCCGGCAAUUCUCUACCUCCGCAGGGACUAAUGGGCCUUGGACGCGGGCCCAUGUCGUUAGUCUCCCAAACGACGUCGCUUUACUCAGGCGUGUUCUCCUACUGCCUCCCUAGCUUCAGGUCGUUCUACUUCUCCGGGUCGUUGAAAUUGGGCCCGACGGGUCAACCCAGAUCCAUGCGAUACACCCCGCUCCUCCGUAACCCUCGCCGUCCAUCGCUUUACUACGUCAAUCUUACCGGAGUGAGUGUUGGUUCGGUCCAAGUACCCGUUGACCUUAAGUACUUGACGUUUGACUCAAAUUCCGGCGCCGGAACCAUCAUCGAUUCCGGCACUGUCAUCACCCGUUUUAUUCAACCGGUUUACGAGGCCAUUAGAAACGAGUUUAGGAAGCAGGUGAAAGGGCCAUUCUCGACAUUGGGAGCGUUCGACACGUGUUUCGCGGCGGAUAACGAAAAUGUGGCGCCAAAGAUAACGCUGCACAUGACGUCACUCGACCUGAAGCUGCCGAUGGAGAAUACGCUUAUCCACAGCAGCGCGGGAACGCUGGCGUGUCUAUCGAUGGCAGGGAUACCGCAGAACGCGAACGCUGUCCUAAACGUGAUCGCGAAUCUCCAACAGCAGAAUUUGAGGAUCUUGUUCGACGUCCCCAAUUCCCGCCUAGGCAUUGCUCCUGAGCCUUGCAACUAAUAGAAAGCAUCAAUCUUUAGCCAUCAAUCUUUAUAUUUCUCUCCUUGUUUUGCUUUCUUUGUUCCAUGUUUAUUUGAAUUGAAGAAAUCCCCUAAAAGUUAUGGGUUCCUGAGUAA
This is a messenger RNA of Eutrema salsugineum, 1497 nucleotides long. RefSeq names its product aspartyl protease AED3. Gene Ontology annotation, molecular function: aspartic-type endopeptidase activity. The transcript is spliced from 2 exons. NCBI's taxonomy places the organism in Eukaryota, Viridiplantae, Streptophyta, Magnoliopsida, Brassicales, Brassicaceae. The record is from RefSeq and is a predicted model, not a curated record. Gene Ontology annotation, biological process: proteolysis. Bases 29 to 1381 code for a protein of 450 amino acids.